Pan troglodytes (chimpanzee) is the source of this 1401-nucleotide messenger RNA. RefSeq lists its product as uncharacterized. The transcript is spliced from 2 exons. NCBI's taxonomy places the organism in Eukaryota, Metazoa, Chordata, Mammalia, Primates, Hominidae. The record is from RefSeq and is a predicted model, not a curated record. The coding region runs from base 306 to 1145 and encodes 279 amino acids.
GUCCAAAGUAUACGGCACUCCAAGAACAGUCGGAGCUACGUGGGAAGGGAGCUGGCCCAACUUUUUGAAGUUUGUUGGAGAAGGAUGGGUAUGUGACUUAUAGGCGCGCGCGCGCGCGCGCGCGUGUGUGUGUGUGUGUGUGUGUGUGACUAUAUGCAGAGACAGGAGCUGCGUGUGUUCUAGGAAUUGGAGCUUGUGAAAAAUAUCCCACCCCUGAAUACAUAAAAAGUCUUGUUACCAAAGUGCACGAAUUUUCGAAUCUUACUCGGGAAAACAGUUAAUGGCUGAGAAGCUUCAUAUCGAAGAUGCCCCACCCUCACAGUGCUCCCAGACAUGCCACCCUCGGACUCAAAGACUGCACACAGACUCCUACUCACCACAUCGGCCUUGGACCCAGACAGACCACAUCUCCACUCAACGCAAUCAUUCUCCAAGAAGCGUCCAGCGUUGAGGUCGGCUUCCUUCGGAAGCCCGGAGGACCCUCGGCCUCCGGAGUGGACGAGGGUCUGCUCCACAUUCCCAUCAAGGGCCCGCCCAGGCGGGUGGGCUUUCCCAGCAGCGCCCCCAGGAGCGAGGCUUUGAGGGCCGGAAUGGGAGGGAUGCCCCGAGCCGGCGUCUUGCAGACCCCGGCGAGGAUACACCUCCCUGGCUGCCGCUUUAACACGGGGCCGGCGGCUGCAGCCAAGCCCACCCAGCCUGGCCUCUUAGGCCGCAGCCGGGUGUCUCGCCUGGCCUCUGCCUCCGGCCGCGCCCUCCCGGCCGCUUGCACCGCCGGCCGCUCUCGCUGCAGCCCUGGCGGUCCCGGGGCCCACCCCACGCGGUCCCGCUGCAGCAGCCACAACCCGCGCGUCUUCCGGCGGGUUGUGAGCCCCGGCCGCCGGCUCCGCCCACAGGGGGCUGCCACGGAGCCCGCCCUCUCCCGGGAAGCAGCGCGCGCCCUCGAACCCGGAAGCUGGAAGCCGCCCGAGCGCGCCCCCGAGGGCCGUCCGGAACCGUGGGUAGCGGCCACCCAGCUACGCCGCCCCACGUUUCCUCACAGCGGUCCUUGGGAGACCUCCUUCAGCCUUUCCGGUGAAGCGCCUUCCCUGUCAUUCAUUCAUUCACUCAUUCAUUCAUUCACUCAUUCAUUCAGUUAUCUAUUCUGAGUGUGUAAGAUGUACCCCCACAUUCUUAUUGGCCCUGCGUAUACAGCAGUUAACAAAACGCAGUUCCUGCUUUCUUGGAACUUAAUUACAUCGAAAUUAAUUGACAAUACCAAAUAGAAAAAUAAAUAGAUAAUACCCCAGGCGAUGGUGAGGACCAUGAAGAAAAGGAAAGCAGGGUGGGGAGAUGAUGGGCUAGGAUAUUUGUAUCAACCCACUGUAGAAAACAACAAUAAAAUUUAAAAAUAAAAUUCUGGAA